AUGACAGCCGAGAGCCGGCUGCCUCCGGGCCCCCCGCCGCCGCCCCCGCCGCUGAAGGCGGACGCGGUGCCGCCGGGAGAGGAGGCGGCGGCGGCGGCGGCGGCGGCGCGGGGCGGGCGGCGGCGCCGCAAGCGUCCGGCGGAGCGGGGCAAGCCGCCCUACAGCUACAUCGCCCUCAUCGCCAUGGCCAUCGGGCAGGCGCCUGAGCGGCGACUGACGCUCGGCGGCAUCUACCGCUUCAUCACCGAGCGCUUCCCCUUCUACCGCGACAGCCCCCGCAAGUGGCAGAACAGCAUCCGCCACAACCUCACUCUCAAUGACUGUUUUGUCAAGGUGCCCCGGGAGCCCGGCCGCCCCGGCAAGGGCAACUACUGGACGCUGGACCCUCACGCCCGCGACAUGUUCGAGAGCGGGUCCUUCCUCCGCCGCAGAAAGCGUUUCAAGCGCAGCGAUCUCUCCACCUACCCGGCCUUCCUCGCCGAGCGCCCCGCCGCUCCGUGCCGCCUCCUCCCGCUGCCCGCCCCGCCGCCCCCCGCCGACCUGGCCCCGGCACCCGCCGCCGCCUCCUGCGCUUUCGCCGCCGCCUUCCCCGCGCAGGGCUGCGCCUCCGCCGCCCUGCCCCACGCCUACGGCCCGCUGCCCGCCGCUCCCGGGCCCUAUGCGCCCGCGGGCCCCGGGCCGCUGUACGCGCCGUCGGGGCGCAUCGUGCUGCCCGCCUCUCCGCCCGGCCCGGCCCCUCUCUACGGGCGCCGCUCCCCCGCGCCAUACCCGGCGCUGCCCCCCGCCUACGGCGCCGCAGGGCAGCUGGGUGCCGCCGAGCCCGCGCCGCGGCCCGGCACCUACCCUGGAGGCCCCGGCAGGUUCGUCCCGGCGCUCUGACCUGUCCCGGAGAGGCCCGACAGAGCGGACCACAGCCCGAGAGACGGCGGAGUGCGAGGGUGACCCGGCACGGCUGCU
Molecule: messenger RNA, 957 nt
Organism: Melozone crissalis (California towhee)
Lineage: Eukaryota; Metazoa; Chordata; Aves; Passeriformes; Passerellidae
Gene: FOXE1
Product: forkhead box E1
Exons: 1
Coding region: 1-879 (292 amino acids)
Biological process (GO): regulation of transcription by RNA polymerase II; anatomical structure morphogenesis; cell differentiation
Molecular function (GO): RNA polymerase II cis-regulatory region sequence-specific DNA binding; DNA-binding transcription factor activity, RNA polymerase II-specific
Source: RefSeq, a predicted model, not a curated record